ACCGGGUGAGCUCCUCGGUACCAUAAAACAACAAACCUAUUGGUACAAGUCUGUGAUCAAAUACGGCGUAUCAGGUGGGGCUUCAAUCAUCCGCCGACAACUUCAUCGUCUUAAACUGUGCGGACACCCACGAUUUGCUCAACCGGUUGACUGUGUCGCUUUCCUUUUUGACAGUUGCGUUUAUAGACUUUAGAACUCUUUCAGCACCAGAAUGGCUGAACUCAAGCCGUACAGAGGCAAUUAUUACCUAUGGCAAUAUCUUCCUUCCACAGCAGCAGCAGGCUUGUUCGCCGCUCUCUUCAUACUCGGAACCGGGUACAUCACAUGGAGGCUUGUCAAGGCCCGUGCGUAUUAUUGCGUAGUCUUUGUCAUCGGUGGUAUCUUUGAGAUCGUGGGUUAUUGUGCCAGAGCCGCAUCCAGAAACCAAACUGACGUGCUCGGACCCUACGUCAUCCAGAGCACUCUUCUGCUCGUCGCGCCCGCCCUCUUUGCUGCCUCGAUCUAUGUCGUCCUCGGGCGUGUCAUCCGUGCAGUCCAUGCCGAGCGUCUGUCUUUCAUUCCCGUCAAGUGGCUUACUACCAUAUUCGUCUGUGGCGACGUAGCAUCGUUCAUGGUCCAAGCUAGCGGGGCUGGAAUUAUGGUCACUGGAGACAGCCCGAAGACAGGGGAAAAUAUUAUCCUCGGUGGUCUGAUCAUUCAGAUCAUCAUGUUCGGGUUGUUCGCUACUGUAGCGGGUGCCUUUCACAUUCGACACCGUUGGUGGCCAACAGGUGCAUUCCUGAAGAACCGUUCCAGCUGGACGAAUAUCAUGGUUAUGCUAUACACGGUCAGUAUCUUCAUUAUGGUACGGUCCAUAUUCCGUGUCAUUGAAUACGCUAUGGGACAAUCAGGCUAUCUUCUCAAGCACGAAUGGACACUCUACGUCUUCGAUGCGACCCUGAUGUUUGGAGUUGUGGCGAUGUUUUCUUGGAGAUUCCCUAGCGGUCUUUCUAUCAAGGAACUCCAGGAGGUUGAAGUGGAUGGAAGACAGUUUUCGGAACAACCUGAAGAAUCACGUGAGCCUGAUGGCCUGCAAAUGAGCAAGCUAGCGACUUCUUACACUCCAUUCAAUGAGUCAAAGUAGAUCUCUCAAUCGGACUUUCGUAGAAUACGGC
Truncatella angustata is the source of this 1154-nucleotide messenger RNA. RefSeq names its product RTA1 like protein-domain-containing protein. Gene Ontology annotation, cellular component: membrane. Lineage: Eukaryota; Fungi; Ascomycota; Sordariomycetes; Amphisphaeriales; Sporocadaceae. The transcript has 2 exons. The coding region runs from base 212 to 1123 and encodes 303 amino acids. The record is from RefSeq and is a predicted model, not a curated record.